CAAUGUGGCUAAUAAGGCAAGUUGGGCUGAGAUGCAGUCAUCGCCCCCUUGAAGCCUAGCCUGGACAUUAUUGCUCCGGGCUGUGCAGGCUAGCCACGAGAUUAAACUCAGCGUUGGGUGCUGGCCAUGAGGCUCGGUUCUUUUGCGCUGCAUCGUUCCGAGCCUCCGAACCCAGGGUCAAUUGCUGUGUUUACUUUCAUCCCAUUAAUUUACUUUGCAAUUCACGAGUCGCAUCAUCAAGGAUUGUGUGAAAGAAGACCCUCGACUUCAUUACUUCGGCAUCGAUUUCUCUCUAGCCAUGGCCGGAAGCGAGGAGUUCGGCAUUUCUGUUCCGCUCAUCUUUGACCCGAAUGAGCAGGGUACGAACCGAACAUAUCUCGGCAACCCUAUCAUUCAAGUCGAGGCGAGCGGCUUCACAACCACUGUCACUGAGCAAUUUGUUCUGCACGGGCAGCUGAGCAGCUCCAACAAGGUUCCCGCCAGCCUCGUCGUGGUGCAUUUCAGUCUGCAUCGUGACACCAGCUCCAAGAAUCGACGGUUUCGCCACGUGACAGUCGGACUCACCUUCACGUCCAGCUCUGACCAGCCUGCUGAUGACCCGGCCAUCCGGUGUUUUGCGCCUGCCCAAGAUGGCAGCAUUGGGGUUAUCCUCACGACAGUCGUGCGGCAGCAACAGCACAACGCCAGCGCAUCCGCAAAGGUGGAUGCCGCGCCAGCGCCCAUCAACCUGGGGUUUUCCUACGAGUGGAAGAACCAGGCCGACUGGGACCAGCACGUGUUUGCCACGGUCAGCGCAAAGGCGAGCAUGAGCACUCGGACUCGGGAUCGCGAGGGCAACAAUGUGGUUGAAUGGACGGUUACCGAAAACGAUCGUGAGAAGCAAAUCCCCGACUCAUAUCAGCUCGCCGUUAUAAUCGAGCGCAAGAACAACAAUCCGUUCAUCGUGCAAGCUAAGGUAGACGCCUCGGUUGAUGUUUUGUAUGCUCUCAAGGAGGCGACCAAGAGGGUGAUCGGGGUCAGGCGGCCUUUCAAGACAUACGACCCAGACAAGAGGAGCGAGACGGGAAAGCUCGAGUACCCAGAGAACGCAAAGAUCGAUGGGGCUGAGUUAGGCUCGCUGGUCAGCGGGAGAGAGCUUGACAAGUAUUCGUACGUGCACAUAGUUGAGCAGGUCACACCUGUCAGUCUCUAUGGCGGGACUCAGGUGCCUACAAGCCAGCGACCUCAAGGAGAUGGUGGGAGCGGAGUCAGCGAUGCGAAGAUCACCGAAGCAUCGAGAUUAAGUCUGAACCUAAACAUAAACUUGGGCAGCGGGACGGCAUAUGGCUCGGUCGAGGAGGAAGCCGAUGAUUCGUGAAAAAAAUCUGGAAAGAACAUGGUGAUAUCACACGGUAGCAAACGAGCAGCCAAAUACCGCCUGCGAUAAUGGUUUGAUACUGAGGCAUUUUGGGCAUAUAAUAGCGCGAAUCUGUUAGCGGACAAAACAAGGAUGACGCAUCCGUUCCACUCAUGUU
Molecule: messenger RNA, 1514 nt
Organism: Lasiosphaeria miniovina
Lineage: Eukaryota; Fungi; Ascomycota; Sordariomycetes; Sordariales; Lasiosphaeriaceae
Exons: 1
Coding region: 299-1357 (352 amino acids)
Source: RefSeq, a predicted model, not a curated record